CGCUGUGAGGUCCAUUAAACUCUGCCCCUGGUACGCAGGGGCAAAGAAGACCCCCUAGCCACCCGUUUCACUCGCCCCUCGCUUCCCCGCACCAUCAGGUGACGCAAAGUUCUAAAAGGGCGGGCGCGGUUUCCAUGACAACAAUGGAAUUAAACAAGAACGAAUAACAAAAAAUACACAUACGUUCAAACAAUUCGAAGGCACUCACACAGGCGUAUCAGUUAGUGGAAACUCUAAAGAAAAACUAGCAAGAUACGUUUGGGUGGGUUUGUGUGUGUGUAUUUGUGUGUGGCACUUCCCCCCAAACAGGGGGAACAGGUGAAAUUGGGCAUUGGCCAAAAACGCAGUCACUUCGGAAGCGCUCCCCGGUACGGUACUGCGGUGCAGUGGGUCUUCGACUAGACUCCACACCUCUGUGAAAUUGAGCGUGAACUCCACGGGUGUCGUCGGAUCAGUGUGUUUACGAUGGAAUGAUACACGAAAUUUGGAUGUAUUUCACAAGAAUAACCAUUUGUGUGUAGUUCUCGUACAGCGUUUCAAAUCACGUAAGAUUAUUUAACUUGCGAGUGUUCAAACAGUGCACAAACUGUGUUUACGUUCAUUAGAAAGCUUUCGGGGAAAAAAUGGAAGGUUGCUACCGCGUUGACAGUGCGAUGCCGUAAGUGACAGUGCGAUGGUUUGUUUGUGUAGUUGUGCUGAAAAAGAUGGCUAUUCGGUUCGGUUUGAAGGGCUAUACAACUGAGCGAAAAGGUGACCUUUUAAUUAGAUUCUUGCCGUUCCGUACAGUGACACCAGUGGUGCUGAUCGUGCGUGGCGUUCAAACAGCAUUCAAUCUUUUGAAGUAAGCCCAAGGAAAGGGAUACACAAGUGUAAACAAAAGUCCGCCAAAGACUUGUCGGUGUACGGAACUCGCUCUUGAUACGGAAAAGAGCAAAUUGAGCAAAAACAAAAAACAACAACCUUCAACUCUGUUUGAUUUGUUUGACGCGCAUGUGUUUAUCCGAGAAGUGUGUUGUGUUUGCAAAAAAGGAGCGUCUGAGCAGUUGAUAUUAGCAAACGUGCAUCACCGGGCGGGUGAUUGAGCAGAGCAAAGAUUGCCAAUGACGCUCGGCGUUAGUCAAUGCCGUCGAUGCGAAAACGGCAGCGAUUAGCUGUCCGAAGGUGUGCAUAUACGCGAAAACGCCACGCGCCCGGAUCAAACGCGCAGUAAAGCGGCAUCGUUCCGUGCCUUUGCUCGUGCCGUCGCCGAAUGCUGCCCAGCGGAUUGAUGAGGAAAGCAAACAGAAAUAAUGAAGUGCAAUUUUCGUUACCUGGCGCGGGUGCUGCUCGCUGGCGGUUGGUUGCUUCAGCUGCUGCUGUGUCUGGUGGCACUCCCGGCCCAAGGAUAUAGCAGUGAUCCGCAUCUGUUCGAGAAUAGAGAUGGCUACAUCAUCGGGAACUAUCUGCAGGCCACCGACCAGGACAUUCGAGACUUCUUCUGGACUGGGUCCGGUGAUGGGCCGAGCUCGGUCCUGAGCCCGUUCGAGCGGUUCCCAAUCAGUGAGGACGCAAUCAUCAAGACGGCCACGGUUGUGGCCACCGUCUACAUCGAUCGCAACGAUGGCCAGGGCGGGUACGACGAUCUGUGCAUCUUUGACUGUCCGCCGGGAGGCGAUCGGGGCGACGGCAUUGACCACCUGCCGAGCGACGGGGACGAGGUGGACGUCUACGGUCAUACCGUGGACAACGUAACGCCCACGGACCGACGCUUCUGGCUGAUGACCGUCAUCGGGGGCCUGUACGGUCGGCCCGACUAUCCGGCACUCGAGAGCAAACUGGCCAAGCUGUAUCGGGUUGCAUUCGCCAGGCAACAGGCAUUACAUCUCGGUAUUAACGGAAGCACCAACAACAACCAGCAGCAGCAUUAUCAGAACAACAAUACACUCGAGCAGCAAUCGAUGGCCGGGGAAGACGGUGAGCUGCUGCUGCUGGGCCACCGUACCAAGCGUGCAGUAUUGCCCGAGCGGGACGGAAUCCACCGAGGCUUAGCAGCAGCGCAACAACAAAAGGCUGCUGCUGCUGCUGCUGGGCCAAAACCGGAGCCACCUUCCGCCGGGCGGAUGCUGCUGAAUGGAAACGUCAUUGCGUACGAACGUGGUGCAGGGCGGCACAGGCGACGGAACCGGCAGCGCAAAACCGUGCACAAAAGAGAUACGGUCCGGAUGGUGCGGCUGGAGGAACAGCCCCGAGGGAGCGAGGUGCUGCCCGUACCGCCCGUAGUGGAAAUCAUCGGUGGAAACGAUCCGACCAGCCCGAUGGACCAGGCGGAAAAGGAGCCAGGCAGUGGCAGCGCAGCCGGUGACAGCAACGGCGGUGAAGAGUCCGAAGAACAGUUACGUACGCUGGCCGGUGGUGCUGCUGCCGAUGGUGGUGGAGAAGGACCACCGCCCGACCGGACGAUGGUUAGGCGCAAUCACGACAAGGAUGCAUACUCGACGGGCCGGCGCAAGGUGCGGAUCCUGAUACACAAUACCACCCACUUGCGGGAGGAGGAUCGAUUGUCGAUGGAUGACGCCGGGCGGGCAAACAACAACCGCUCCAAGAGCCAACGCCGGGUGGUGGGCGCACCGGAUACGACGAAUAACACACUGAACCAAACGGAAAUCAUCUACUCCGUGUUUGUGGGCGGCCUGCCCGUACUCGCGACGACGGCCGCCGAAGACAUGAAGCUAAUGUCGCAGGACGAAAUGGAGCACGUGCUGGAGACGAUGGUGUACCUCAAGGCAGACCCGUAUCUGAAGGAACCGCAGGCGACACCGUUGAUACCGUCGACGCAGAACGGCAGUGGUAACGUGAUAGCGUUGAUCGGCCAAAACCCGAGCCUGGUCGUGGUGUCGUGUGUGGCGGCCCUGCUGCUCCUAGUGCUGUGCGUGGGGCUGUUUCUGCUGGCGCGUGGCAAACGGAAGCACAUCGGUGAACUGAAGAAGCUGGAAUCAACGCAAGCGCUCGUAAUGCCGGGCACGAUCAGCGAGGAGUUGAAUGCGCUGAAGACGGGCGAAAGUGGCAGCAGUCGCCAUCCGUCACCGUACACGCGCGAUCCGUCCGCCAACGUUAGCCUGAUUGGGCAGAAACCUUCGCCAACGAUCCACUUCCCGCUGCCACCGAUGACGCGGCCCACCUCCUCGUCCUCGAGCUAUUCGUCCGACUCGUCCGUGUACUAUCCGAAGCGCAAGCAGAAGCACCAUCACCACCAUCAUCAUCAUCACCACCAUCAACAGCAGCAGCAGCUCCAGCAGCUGCAAGUUCAGCGCCACGAACUGCUGGACGAAAAGUCCGUCAAUCUGAGCAACAAGCUGCAGAAACAGUUCCACCUGCAAUCGCUGCUGCCCGUGCACGGUGGGCCCGAGAACGUGUACGCCUCGGUGCAGAAGCCGAAGAAGGAGUCGAACAAGCGGCGCCGGAAGUAUCUGGGCGAGAAUCGGGUCGGAUCGUUCGAGGGUGGCGGGACGGUGCCGGUGCCGCCACGCAGUCCACUGACGACGACCACCGCCAGCAGCGCUAGUCCGAGCGAUCGGUCGGCGUACGACGAUCGCGAACCGAAGCUGGUGCCGGGCGGCCCCCCGUACGGUCACACCGAAACGUUCAACACGGACGUGAUACUGAAGCACUACCUGCGGCGCAAACCGCUGGUAGGGUACGGUGGCGAUGGGCCGGGCCUGCCGGUGGAGGCACUGAACCGGGACAAGAUCCGCGUGCUGGAGCAGUGCGGUGGCGGUGGUGGCGUGUCGGUCGAUUCCGGCAGCAUCGGGUCGUACCUGAGCAUGGCGUCGGUGAAGAGUUUCCCCAGAUGCUUUGUGCCGGAGCCGCUGAGCCGCGUGCUGGAACCUGUUACCAUGACCCAUCUGGACCAGUCGGACGUGUAUGCGGAGGGUAUGAAGUCGACCGGGCCGGACACAGCUGCCACUAGUCAGUACAACACCGACACGGAAGUUCACCUAACCCGAACGCAGAGUGAUGGGGCCGAUCCGGGCGUGGUGGGCCCGAUCGUAUGGCAGAUGCACAAGAAGGAGAUGGACGUAUACUCUUCAGAGAUCGCUAGCCCCAUGCGCGACCCAGUGGUGACGCGGAAUCGCUUCGAGGGCCUCCUGGAGGGUGCCAUCCAGCUGUACACCGAUGAACCGGAACGGGAGGAAGAGCAGAAGAACUCGAUCCCGCUGCCGGGCGUUAUACGCCCGGUGGAAAAUCGUGGUAAAUCAGCUGUCGUUGUAAGAGAAACAUCCCGCUCGUCUUCGGCCACCAUACGCCCGGUGACGGCCGCCCCGGUACGUAGGAACCAGCAGGGACUGGCAGUGGAGCAUCCGGUUUCGCCCACGCCGGGCACUACCCGUGGUGGAGCGUGGAGCAGUGGCACCCAUUCACCGCUGGUACGGCCGACGAGUGCGGGCCCGUUUCACACCCCAUCGGGACCAUCGGUCGGUGGCGCACUGGAGGUGACACGCAUUACCGCACCGCAAAGUGUUCUUCAGUCGACGGAACUGUCGACGGCCCCGCUGCUGCAGAACAUCAUGCAGGAGCUGAAGCGUUUCCGUAACGAGCAAUAAUAGACGGGCCCCGGACGGGUGCCGCACCACGGAAGAUGUUCAGAGCAGCAAUACCUUUACAUAAGAGUCUUUUUAAGUGUGUAUUAUGGGGUGAUCCUUGCUUGAGAAAGGAGAAGGGAGUUUUUAUAUACGUAUAUUUGUACCUAUACAUUACACAUUACACCAUUACUACAACGUACUGUAAAGAUUCACCGAGUUAAAUCGACCAGUGAGAGAGAGAGGUUUUGAUUAUUUCGACGAUCGCUAGGGGAUACGGCUCUAGCAGAUGGGUCGUUGUACCAAUUUCGUACUCCUCCCUCAAUUUCGGUAGACAUUAGUCAGUGUCGCAAUGGCACGUAAUUUUAGUCCGGAUUACAAAUAAAAGGAAGCCCGGCCACCCGGCAAACGGAUCAAUGCGUAGAAUUUUAAGCAAACGUAAAUUCGCAUCGUGCAGCUUUUUUUAUUGUUUUGUUUCCGUGAAAGCCUAUCCAACUUUAAACUCUUGCAGCGUGUUCAGUUUGAGGACGGAUGUAGCAAAUGCAAUCGACAUUGGAACAAAAACUGGGUACAGAUUUGCAGCAGAAAAUAAAUUUGGCCCAGCUGAAACAGAAUUGAAUUGAGAAAAAAAAAGCUUCUAAUAUUCAAAAUAUGUUGGCAAAAAUAUAACUCGUUAGCUCGAGUGUCCCAAAAAAAUGCGAACCUGGCGAGCUGCGCACCAACAAAAAGAAACAUUCCCAAAAUGCGAAUUAUUAUCAAAUCCGGAAACAACCGAGCGGUAGCUGCAUUCACUUCACACUCUUUUUCCUCCUCCUUCACCUCCUACAAAAGCUUCACCAAUUGUUCAAAGCUUCAUAAAAGUCAUGUUUUCGGGGGGUCUGCAUUCGUGCAGCGCAAUGGGCACAUUGCACAUAAUAAUAUUUUCCAAUCCUCGGUUAGAUUCUCGUGCAGUCCGGUGCCCAGGAUGUUUUGUGGGAUUUUUGUAUCGAUUUGCUGUUGACCCUGUUGCGGUUCGGUAGCCGUGUUGCUGGGAUGUGCGAAAAAAAUAAUCCCUUUUUGUACAGGCAUUCCUUUCCCCCGCGCGACGACCCGUUUAGGGCUGCACGAGGAGAUGAAUUUGAACGAGUGUUACAAUAAGAGAGAAUAAAAACUAAAAACAUAUAAAAAAUAGUGUAUGAUUCACCUACACGAAAAGGAAUGCAUUUUUGUUUCAGCUCUACAAGUACACUUGUUGCAUAGAAAUAUCAACUCGAAAGAAUGAAAUGUAUAUAGCCUUACGAGCGAUUAAUGUAUCAUAAAUCACGAUCGCGGCGUUGCAAUGCAAUCCAUUCCAAUUUAUGCGCCCUGCAGAAGAUAAUUUCCAAAUAAUACGGAUUUAAUAGAGCGCUCCCGUUUGUUGCGAGCGAAGCUCAAGGAUUAUCGAGCCCUCCACACACACUACAACGGUCACCACUGUAAGCAUCACGAGCACGAGCAGCACGGCCGUGCACACAGCAUCAAAUCGAAUUCUAUUUUAUA
Anopheles arabiensis is the source of this 6074-nucleotide messenger RNA. RefSeq lists its product as uncharacterized. The coding region runs from base 1290 to 4580 and encodes 1096 amino acids. The transcript is spliced from 10 exons. NCBI's taxonomy places the organism in Eukaryota, Metazoa, Arthropoda, Insecta, Diptera, Culicidae. Gene Ontology annotation, cellular component: nucleus. The record is from RefSeq and is a predicted model, not a curated record. Gene Ontology annotation, biological process: regulation of transcription by RNA polymerase II.